This is a messenger RNA of Chilo suppressalis (striped riceborer), 933 nucleotides long. The record is from the annotation of a GenBank genome assembly. Lineage: Eukaryota; Metazoa; Arthropoda; Insecta; Lepidoptera; Crambidae.
AUGGUCGGCCCCGCGCGCUCGUUCGUCGCAGCACUCGUCGCGAUAGCGCUAGUGACCGCGCGCGCCCAUUUAACCUCCCACGACAACAUACUCAGAAUACAACUGUGGGACGCGGAGGGCCUCAGCCGGGACCCUAUCACGACUUACGCUCCUACCGUUCCUCCGAAGCGAAAGUUGGAAGUGAAUUUGGAGUCGUUGAACGAUGCCAUGCUCGAAGAAUGGUACGGAAGCGGAAGGUUUACCAGGCACAGGGUGCGCCACAAGAGGCGCCGGCCUCGGCACAGCGGCGACUUCCCCUGGAAGUUCCACUCCGGCCGAGACCCCAUCAACGUGCUUGUGUAUGAACCAGAAGUGCCAUGGGAUGUUAUCGAGAAACGCAGCGUGAACGAUAGUGCAGUGAGUGUGAGUGCCAGUUCGGAGCGGGAGGUGUCACCGCCGAUGACGUUGCGGCUUCCCGAGGAGGAUGCCCCCUCGAGCGGCGAUGCGUUGAUAAAAGUGAAUGCCCUUCAUUGUUUUAAAAAUAUUUUCACGCGGUUGCAUGUAGAUGGUAUCGUCGUUGAUGCGGGUGGUAGGGUGAUAUUUUUAAGAAAGCGUGUGCAACUGAUUAUCUCGAGAUAUGGGCACAAGAUUAUCACUCGGUACUGGUGUUACAGAACUACUUUAGAUGGUUUUAGCUAUUGGGUGAUACACACCACCAAACUUAACAUAUCCAAACAUAAAAUAGAGUUGGUGCAAUUUCCGUAUAAAGUAGUGGACCCCUAUUUCGUAUUCUCGUCAAAAGCUGCCCCGUCAAUAUUGGGUCAGCUACAAAUGUCAGGUGCCCCCGAACAUUUGAAUACGUUCACACAUGACUGGUUUCGCGCUGCCCUUUCACCUGAAAGUUUAACCUUUGACGGGACCAACUCAAAUUUGACACGUAAAUGUAAUUCCUAA